UUUCAAAACCAAAUCAUGCUUAGUUCGUCAUAUGAAGAUUCACAUAGGUGAGAAGCCUUUCUCAUGUGAGACUUGUGGAAAAAGUUUCAAGACUAAAUCUGAGUUACGUGUUCACAUGAUGAUUCACACAGAUGCGAAGCCUGUCACAUGUUCAACCUGUGGAAAACGUUUCCGAUGCAAAUCUGAGUUACUUCGUCACAUUACGAUUCACACAGGAGAGAAUCCUUUCUCAUGUGUGCACUGUGGAAGAAGUUUCAGAGACAAAUAUCAGUCACUUCGUCACAUGAAAAUUCACACAGGUGAAAGGCCUUCUUCAUGUGUUAACUGUGGAAAAAGUUUCAGAGACAAAUCUCAUUUACUUCGUCACAUGAAAAUUCACACAGGUGAAAAGCCUUUCUCAUGUGUGACCUGUGGAAAAAGUUUCGCAUACAGAUUUGAGUUAGUUAAUCACAUGAAGUAUCACACUAGAGAGAAUCUUUUUUCAUGUGUGACCUGUGCAAAAGGUUUUAUAAGAAAAUCUCAUUUAGUUGCUCACAUGAAGGUUCAUACAGGAGAGAGGCCUUUCUCAUGUUUUACUUGUGGUAAAAGCUUCCAUGCGCAAUCAAGCGUAAUUAAUCACAUGAGAUGUCACACAGGUGAGAAGCCUUACUUUUGUGGGACCUGUGGAAAAAGGUUCAGACAAAAAAGUAAUUUAACUGUUCACAUGACAACUCACACAAGAGAGACGCCUUUCUCAUGUACGUGCUGUGAAAAAAGGUUUGCCAGUAAACCACUAUUAAAUGGUCACAUGGCAAUUCACAGAGCUCGGAAAACUGUCUUAUGUCGGAGUUGUGGAAAAGGUUUUAUAACUAAAUCUCAGUUAGUUGUUCACAUGAGAAUUCAUACAGGUGAGAUGCCUUUCAAAUGUGCAAGAUGUGGGAAAAGGUUCAGAUACAGAAGUUGUUUAAAUUGUCACAUGAGGAUCCAUACAGAUGAGAAGCCUUACUCUUGUGGGACCUGUGGAAAAAGGUUCAGUCAAAAAGGUAAUUUAACUAGUCACAUGAAGACUCAUACAGAUGAGAAGACUUACUCUUGUGGGACCUGUGGAAAAAGGUUCCGUCAAAAAGGUAGUUUAACUCAUCACAUGAGGUCUCAUACAGGAGAGAGGCCUUUCUUAUGUGGGACCUGUGGAAAAGGCUUUGGUUAUCAGUCCCUUUUAACUCAACACAUGAGGACUCAUACAGGAUGAGCAGCAUAAUCAGACCCUCAAGUACCAAGACACAAUAUCUCACAGUUUGGAAGCAGAUUAAUUACAGCUGAGUAACAUUUCUAUAAUGUAGCAGCUUGGAGAAGAAAAGCAUUUAAAAUUCAAAUUUAUCUAAAACACAAACCUUUCACUUUAUUCUGCCAGUUGUAUCUUUUCAUUUUCAAUGGUUAAAUGAGAUAUAAAGUCUGAUGAAGAUAUGCAUGCAUUUUAAUGUUUUUUUUCUAGUGGGAUAAUAGUUUGUCUUUGGAACUAACAAUGUAUUUGAAUGUUUUCAGAUUUAUAUUUGUAAAACUAUUGGAGUCAUUGUAUGUCUAGUCUUUGUAUUUUGUUUUAUUUAAUUAAUUUUAGUUAGAGCAUGUUAGCUGUUACUAUAUGAACUGGUGAGGGAUAUAUAUUUAGAUCAGGGGUUGUUUUACUAGAAUAUUUUCCAUAUUUCUCCGAUUUUUGUCUUUUUUUUUUUUUUACCUUUUAACCCUCACCCUCUAAAUCACCACAAAAAUCCGAAAAGGUAUACGCAAAUUAAAUCAGCUGCUGUUAUAGAACCAUUUGGAGAAUAUACAAAAGCUGUCUCUUUAUGAAGACGGUGAGCUUUUUUUUUUUUUUUUUUUUUUUUGCAGUCAAAAAUACUUUAACUGUAAUUAGUUUGUAUAACACAAAAAAAAAUUAAAAAUUUUGCUUCACCCACAUUUUUUAUUUUUAUUUCUUGUAAAUGCAAAUUGAAUGUUGAAUGUUGACUGGAAAAUACAAUAAAUCUGUAGAAUAAAGUUCUGCUUGUGAAUUUGAAGAUGGAUCAAAAUAGCACAAAAAAGAAAUAUCAUUUUGGCGUUUCCAUUUGGCACACUUGGACAACACCUGAUAUAUAAUGUUUAAACGUCUGUAACUUUAGCAUACAGUCAGACCUCCUCUUCCUUCUUGCAAUACGCUGUUCGUCCUCUCCAACACUCAACGGUACGCUAGCCCCCCCAUCUCUCCUUCGAACGCUUUAGAUUUAGUCUCCAAGUUGACCAGUCAGAAAUCUGGAUAUUAUUUGCUYUGAAAAAGCCAUUUUAUAACAUCAUUGGUCAAAUGCAGUGUUAAUCAAAAGGGGGGCUCUAGGCUGCCCAAUAAAAGCGUCAUAAUGGACACCGGCAGAGUUGAAACUUGUAAAUCUCACCUCGGAAAAAAAUGGAAAAACGGCACGCUGGUAUUCUGGUGAGCCUUAAGGGAUUUUAGGCCCCUCUGUCAUUUGACAGGUUCUACCCAGAUGUAACUAAAAAUGCAACUGAAUAGCCGAUGUCAACAUGAUUAUAAUUUGACAGGUAGAAAUAGAUGGACUUUUUAAAUGCUGUCAGUGAAAAUGACAAAAUAGUCUUGUGUGAUCUCUGAUUUAUGUUCAAAUGUUUUAUUCUAAUUUGAAUCUAAAUAUACUUUUUCAUUACUUUCCCCUGAGUUUCUGAUUCAGGGAAAAAAUACUGUUGAUUGUAUGAUGGCAGCAAUUUAGAUGUUGCAGAUUUUUCUUUUAUGUUAUGAUGCCUGAGAUGUGUUCAUUUUUUGUUAAUACGGCUGCAUUGA
Poecilia reticulata (guppy) is the source of this 2797-nucleotide messenger RNA. The record is from RefSeq and is a predicted model, not a curated record. NCBI's taxonomy places the organism in Eukaryota, Metazoa, Chordata, Actinopteri, Cyprinodontiformes, Poeciliidae.